CCAGCUGCUGCGUCAAUUCUCCAUUGUUUACCGCCGGUUCCAGUAAAUGUUCAUGUACAUGAAGUGUCGGUGGACAUUUUAAAUCCCGGAUGGAGAAAUGAGACGCUGGACGCAGCCGGUUUGCUCUGUGUGUGGAGAAUCCUGAGCUGCAUCACUAACUCUGGCACAGUCCUCCACACAGCCCUUCUCUCACAGAGGGGCAGGCUGCUGGUUUGGAGCUUCCCAACCCUUUUGUUGUUUUACUGCAUCCUGUGCACCGGCUGGCCAGUGAGUGAUUUAUACUUCAACUUCUCUCGGAAAAACAACAAACAAUAAUGGAAGACAAACGCAAGAAGCGCAGCCCAAAGGUGUCCCUCCCGCAGCCCCCUCCCCCCCCCAUCAACCCCCGCAAACUCACCGUGUUGCCCGCCAGCAAAAGUGCCACCUUCUCCCUCGGCCUGCCGCAGCCUCCCUCCCCCAAGAACAGAGGCAAGUACAAGAGGUCCAUUGGUGCGCCCGGCCAGCCCAAAGAGGUGUUCGCAGCCGUCGUAGCUCCACCAAAGACCACCAGGCCCCACAAAGAGAAGCCCAGGGCCCCACAGCCAGCAGGGCCCAGUAAAGUCGUCCAGUCUUCCCCCUUGCAGCACUCCUUCCUCACUGACGUCUCAGACGUGAGAGAGAUGGAGGGAGGCCUCCUCAAUCUCCUCAACGACUUCCACUCAGGCAAACUGCAGGCGUUCGGUAAGGUUUGCUCCUUUGAGCAGCUGGAGCAUGUGCGUGAGAUGCAGGAGAAGCUGGCGCGACUGCACUUCAGCCUCGACAGCCACGUGGAGGAGCUUUCAGAGGACCAGAGGAAGUGCGCCUCGGACCACAACCUGGAACACCUGCUCAGUAACCUGGAGGAGCUCAGCACCUCCAUACAAAAGCUCCACUUGGCCGAGAACCAGGACCUGCCCAAGACAUCUGGCCCCUGACAGGAGCGGAGGCGUGGAGGGCGGCGACAGCACACUCAUCGUCUCCCAGCAUCUAACCAUGGCCGGGUUGCCAUGGCGUUGAUCCAGCUGCCUUAGUAACAGAAUGGAAAGACCCACAGGAGGAGGAGGAGCCAUCUCCCGGCCCAUUUGGUCAGUGAAACCAAGGGAACGAUACAGUAGCUGAAAGCAGCAGAGCAUUAAAUAAACCAAAACAUCAUCCCCUCCUUCAUGAAUCGCUGAAUGAUCAGAGGGGGGACUUCACAGUGGAAGAAGAACAUGAACAUUUUCCAGCUAACAUCAGUUACUAGUUACAUCAUAUGGUAACAGCCGAAUCCAAGCGAGUGAAGUUGUUGCUUCCUUUUUCCUUUACAAAAAGCACAUUUUAUGAGAGUUGAAGACCUUAUACUGUGUCUCUUUAUUUCAUCAUAUGCCUGGAGUUUUGCUCAAUUUUAGAGCCAGUUCAGACCUGGUAUUCACAUCCGUCCUGAGGGAUCUGAUCACAGGUGGACAGAGUCAAGUUUGUCUGAUCACACCUGGUAUGAAAGUGUGUCCCCUGUGACCACUUGUGAUCAGAUCUCACUUCCCCGCUCUAGGCAUAAAUCACCCUUACGUCUUUUGUGUCUCUUUUUGUAUGUUUGAGUGAGAAACAUAGAAAUCGUGAUGGGGUAAGCAUUGUUGAUAUUGUGGCUACAGAAAAAUCAAGUUAUGGUCGGUGAGUAGACAAAAAAUUUGUUUGAUUUAUUGUGAUAGUGUAGCGGGUCAGUAGGUGGUGCUUCGUAUCAAAUAUAGAUUUGCGUUCACACAACGAAAAGAAAGGGGCUCAGACCACCUCAGAAUGGGGUCUUGAGGACACAUCUGGGUACGGUCACACCUCUUACCAUCAGAGCCCUCAGGACGGAUGUGAACACCAGGUCUGAACGGGGCCUUCGACGGAACUCGUCUGCCAGUAAAGGUGUGAAAUGUGAACCAUCCUUUCGUAUCGAGUAAAAAAUGUAUUCGGCCGUUUUUUGACAGAACCACUGUGGUUAACUCUAAAGUUUAGAGGAAGUUUUCACCUUUUGCUAUUAUUCUGGAUGCACUCUCUCAUUUUAUAUAUUUGCUAAAACGUUUAAUACCGACUGGAUUUCAACAAUAUCUGGACGAUCCUUUCUUGAAAAAAGGUGCAUUUUAAAAGGGACAGUGUGAGUAGACCUGUGUACAAAAUGUAUGUUUGAUUAACUUAUAUGUAAAUGUAUGUAAUAUAGUUGAUAAGGUUUCACCAAUGUGCAGUUCAGCUACUGUAUUUGCUUACACUGACGGUUUGAAAUAAUUGAAGUACGGCGAUUAUGUCAGUGCUUCUUUAGGAUUGCCAUUUUUUGUGAAUGACGGCCAGUAGCAGCGUCCCUGCAAGCACAAACUAGUCCCCACUGCUACUGAGAUGCUGUAAAAGCCACUUCUUGCAACCUGUAGAUCACAAAGAGAAUCUGCAGUUUGACACUGUGUUGGAUACCACAUCCACAGAGUAGUGCAGCUAGCAUAAGCCUUUGAGCAGAACUAUUUCAAAAUGGCAGCUACUUUCAUAGUUUUAAGAUUAAGGGGCUUUGAUUCAUUAAAUUCCAAACCUGGCAUCAAUGUAUCUUGGCUUUGAUAUAUAAUCCUUGACAAGACAUCUGCAGCAUGAUUUUAGUGUUUAAUCUGAAACAUUAUAGCAUGUCAAAGUGUUGGCACAUUUGUUAAUUAAAUCAUAAUCUAAGUCUUUUACACUGCUUGCUAAGCCUACCUCUUCUACAAGGCCAUAGAAUAUGUGAAACCUCUCGUUGGGUUUGUACAUCAAAGAUCCUUAAGCGAGCCUUUUUCUGUUGUUUCACAUUUAUUUAUUCAACCUUAGCUUUACACAUCAUGCCAUAUGAAUUGGACACAGUUAAAACAACCCCAAAACUUGUGUAUUAUGUGUGUCACCAACUGUAUCCAUGAAUAAAGGCA
Messenger RNA from Pleuronectes platessa (European plaice), 2915 nucleotides. It is a transcript of the gene ccdc28b, whose product is annotated as coiled-coil domain containing 28B. The transcript has 6 exons. The coding region runs from base 315 to 953 and encodes 212 amino acids. The record is from RefSeq and is a predicted model, not a curated record. NCBI's taxonomy places the organism in Eukaryota, Metazoa, Chordata, Actinopteri, Pleuronectiformes, Pleuronectidae.